GCAAGAUGGUCGUCUUUAUGAGAUACACGAAGAACCAGUUUGAUUACAGCUACCAGUUGACGGUUUCUAUUUGUAUUGGGAAUGUGGUCAAGAAGGUUAAUGUCCCAGAUGACAGGAUUUUGUCUGUCGCUGUGUGGGAUCUGCCGGGGAGGGAAGAGGUCGAUCUAAGGAGAUUACAUUAUAAGGAUAUUGAUGCAGGCAUUGUGGUUGUUGACAGUAGCAACGACACUGAUAGCAUUAACUCGGCUUCAAUGUGGAAACAAGACAUUCUCAGCAACUGUGACACCAGACUCUUUGAGUCCAAUCUCACAAGCACUCAUACUCACUCAUUUAGCAUUCCAACUCUGUUACUAGGCAACAAACUAGACCAAUUGAACUAGAAAGUCUUGUUGUUGGAGAAACUUGUGGAUGAGCAAGGGUUUGCAGGGGAGCGGUCGUGUCUGCAAGGGAUGGAGAUGGCAGUGUUCAUGAUGCAGUCCAAACGUUAAUUAGACAUUUACUGGAGAUGAGAAAGUCUAGACAAGGAAUGAAUAUGCAAAUAGAGAAAAGAGUGAGCAUGAACAGAGUUGUGUUUCGAAGUGAGUUGUAUAAAUGCAAGAAACGACUUUCAGUCAGUCAUGUU
Corticium candelabrum is the source of this 622-nucleotide messenger RNA. RefSeq names its product ras-related protein Rab-7L1-like. The transcript is spliced from 2 exons. The record is from RefSeq and is a predicted model, not a curated record. NCBI's taxonomy places the organism in Eukaryota, Metazoa, Porifera, Homoscleromorpha, Homosclerophorida, Plakinidae. Gene Ontology annotation, biological process: vesicle-mediated transport. The coding region runs from base 6 to 380 and encodes 124 amino acids. Gene Ontology annotation, molecular function: GTPase activity; GTP binding.